AUGGAGAAUUCCGGGCAUAUGCACGAUGAGACAACGCGGCUGCUGGACGUUUAUACCCCGUUGCGGACGGGGUAUCUUGCAAUUGGAGAAGAGAGAGUGGAAACAGGAAUUGCGGACAUGGCAGGAGCAAUAGCAGAAGAGGGAGAGGAAGAGAGGUUUCCGACAGCGCAGCUGUGUGUUCUCGCAUUCGUCCGCAUCAUCGAACCCAUAACUUUCACCUCCGUCCUCCCCUACAUCUACAGCCAAACCCGGCAUCUUCUCGCCACCCCCUCCGACCCCCAUCCGACAGGCUCAAUUGCGCUCUACUCCGCGCUCCUCAUCUCCUCCUUCGCCUUCAGCGAAACCCUCACCUCCCACCUCUGGGGCACCCUUUCCGACAAGUAUGGCCGCAAACCCAUCAUCCUCCUCGGCCUCGCCGGCUCCCUCCUCUCCCUCCUCCUCUAUGGCCUCGCCCCCAACAUCGCCCUCGCCAUGACCGCCCGCAUCGUCGGCGGCCUCCUCAAUGGCAAUGUCGGCGUCCUGCAGACAGCCGUUAUGGAGCUGACGGGGGCGCGCGAGGACUGGCGCGCCAAGGGGCAGCUGGUGCUGCCGUUUGUGUGGUGUCUUGGAAGUAUCAUAGGCCCUGCGAUUGGUGGUGGGUUGGCCCCUAGCGGGUGUGCAGGUGAAGACGAUGUGGAGAUGGGGGUGUAUGAGUUCGAUGCGGCGAUCCCCUUGAUAAAGAGGUUCCCGUAUUUACUCCCUAAUAUUGUGUGUGCGCUCGUGGCGCUGAUGGGGAUUGUGGUCGGGUGGCUGUGGAUGGAGGAGACGAACAAGACGGUCAUUAUCAAGAACGAUACGGGACUUGCCGUCGGCCGCUACAUCCUCGGCGGUCCUAGAGCGCUGUUGACACAGCUGCUGAAGCGUGCUGAUACCGCGCCGCCACCGCCCGUAGACGUCGGGGAUGAAGGCAGCGGUACGAAGGAGGGAGAGGACGACGAGGCGGACAGAGUAAGUGUAUAUGAGUCCAGCGCGCUCACUACCGCGAACCCGUCGUCGUCCACAUCGCUAUAUGCCUCCCUCUCUGCCCUUGACUCCACUACCAGCACCAUAACCGGCUCUACCUCCACUCUUCAAACCUCAUCAGGGAAGCCCGCCGCCGCAGCAGCAGGGAAGAAAUCAAUCUACACCCCCCGCUUCUACCUCCUCAUGGCCGGCUUCUUCAUCCUAUACUACCACACCACCGCCGCCGAGCACCUCCUCGCCAUCUUCCUCCAGUCCUCCCCGCUGCCGCCUCUCUUCCCCGGCACCGACAUCGGCGAGCUCCCCGGGGGCUUCGGCUUCACAACGCACUCCAUGGGCGCGCUAUUCCUCAUCCAAGGCAUCUUCCAAAUGGCUUUGCAGUUCACCGCGUUCCCAUUCCUCGCGCGAAGGUGGAGCAACAUGACGAUCUACAUCGCAACACUGUGUUUCUAUCCUCUGUUCUACGCGUUCAUGCCGCUGCUGGUGCUGCUCACCCCGGGCUCGGCGGUGUUUUAUAGCUGCCUGGCGGGGCUGCUGGCGAUGAAGGUGGUGCUGGAGAUUACGUGUUAUCCGGCGCUGUUCCUGGUGCUGUAUGAGACUGCCAUGAGCGGGCCGGGGGGCGCGGGGGCGAUGGGGAGCGUGUAUGGGUUGAGUGCUGCUGUUGCGGGGGCCGCGAAGGGGGUUGGGCCGGUGGUGACGGGGGGCGUGUGGAAGUUGGGUGUCAGUGGAGGCGGGGUGGGGUGUGCGUGGUGGGCAUUGGCGGGGGUGGCGGUGCUGGGGUUGGUUGGGGCGGUGGGACUGGUUGUUGGUGGUGAGGGGAAAGGGGGGAAGGAGGUGGAGGAGGGUGGAGAGGGGGGGGUAGAGGUGUAG
Molecule: messenger RNA, 1869 nt
Organism: Morchella sextelata
Lineage: Eukaryota; Fungi; Ascomycota; Pezizomycetes; Pezizales; Morchellaceae
Exons: 2
Coding region: 1-1869 (622 amino acids)
Biological process (GO): transmembrane transport
Molecular function (GO): transmembrane transporter activity
Source: RefSeq, a predicted model, not a curated record